Messenger RNA from Aspergillus ibericus CBS 121593, 1062 nucleotides. RefSeq names its product peptidylprolyl isomerase. The transcript has 6 exons. Gene Ontology annotation, cellular component: endoplasmic reticulum; fungal-type vacuole. The record is from RefSeq and is a predicted model, not a curated record. NCBI's taxonomy places the organism in Eukaryota, Fungi, Ascomycota, Eurotiomycetes, Eurotiales, Aspergillaceae. The coding region runs from base 58 to 696 and encodes 212 amino acids. Gene Ontology annotation, biological process: protein folding; protein peptidyl-prolyl isomerization. Gene Ontology annotation, molecular function: peptidyl-prolyl cis-trans isomerase activity.
CCUGCGCUCUCAAACAAUUCGAAGUAGUCUCCUACGCUGGAGUCACCCUGAGCAAUCAUGAACUUCAGAAACCUUUUCCUGUCUUUCUUCUUCGUUCUGGCCGUUGGGCUUGCUCUUGUCCACGCCGAGGACGCUCAGCCCCGGGGCCCCAAGAUCACCAGUAAGGUGUACUUCGAUAUUGAACACGGAGACAAGCCCCUUGGCAGAGUCGUGCUUGGAUUGUACGGCAAGACUGUUCCCAAGACCGCUGAGAACUUCCGUGCUCUCGCUACUGGAGAGAAUGGCUUUGGUUACGAAGGGUCUACUUUCCACCGUGUCAUUAAGGACUUCAUGAUCCAGGGCGGUGACUUCACCCGUGGCGAUGGCACCGGCGGAAAGUCGAUCUACGGCGAGAAGUUCGCAGAUGAGAACUUCAAGCUGAGACACACGCGUAAGGGACUCCUGAGCAUGGCUAACGCCGGCAAGGACACCAACGGAUCCCAGUUCUUCAUCACCACCGUCCCUACUCCAUGGCUUGAUGGUCGCCACGUUGUCUUCGGCGAAGUGCUCGAGGGCUACGAGAUUGUCGCACAGAUUGAGAAUGUGCCCAAGGGCCGUGGUGACAAGCCUGUGGAGACUGUCAAGAUUGUCAAGAGUGGAGAACUGGAGUCGGAAGACAAGGCCGAAGAGAAAGGUAGCAGCCAUGAGGAGCUGUAGACCUGUUUCCUGUGGUCUCGGCCUGUUUCUCGAUAAGACUGUGAUGUGCUGAUUACUCGUAAAGAAUCGAGCUCUGAAGAAUCGUCACAACCUUCAGCUAUCCCUGUUGUUCCUUCUCCAACCCCUCUGCCAAUGACAUCUGACAACACUCCCUAUAUCUUCCCGAAAUUUGCAGCGCUUGCCAUUGUUGUUGGUAUCUUGGUGGUGCUGGUCCGAAGCAGCCUCAAGAGACAACAGGAGAAGGCUGAGAGGAGCGUCGUUUGAGAGAUAGCCUCAUUACGUUUGCGAAAGCAUAUCGAAAGUAGACCUUAUUUCACGAUUGCAACUCCAACUUAUCUAGUGAAAGCUCCUAUGACUCCAAUAUAG